This is a messenger RNA of Lymnaea stagnalis (great pond snail), 7540 nucleotides long. The record is from the annotation of a GenBank genome assembly. NCBI's taxonomy places the organism in Eukaryota, Metazoa, Mollusca, Gastropoda, Lymnaeidae.
AGCAGCACCAACAACAACAGCAGCACCAUCAACAAGUACAGCCAAUCCAACUACAGCAGCACCAACAACAACAGCAGCACCAUCAACAAGUACAGCCAAUCCAACUACAGCAGCACUAACGACUACAGCAGCACCAACAACAAGCACAGCUAAACCAACUACAGCAGCACCAACGACUACAGCAGUACCAACAACAAGCUCAGCUAAGCCAAUUACAGCAGCACCAACGACUACAGCAGCACCAACAACAAGCACAGCUAAACCAACUACAGCAGCACCAACGACUACAGCAGCACCAACAACUACAGCAGCACCAACAACUACAGCAGCACCAACAACUACAGCAGCACCAACAACAACAGCAGCUACACCAACUACCGCAGCACCAACAACUACAGCAGCACCAAACAGCCAAGCCAACUACAGCAGCACUAACGACUACAGCAGCACCAACAACUACCACAGCAAAACCAACUACAGCAGCACCAACGACUACAGCAGCACCAACAACAAGCGCAGCAAAACCAAUUACAGCAGCACCAACGACUACAGCAGCACCAACAACAAGCACAGCUAAACCAACUACAGCAGCACCAACGACUACAGCAGCACCAACAACUACAGUGGCACCAACAACUACAGCAGCACCAACGACUACAGCAGCACCAACAACAAGCACAGCUAAACCAACUACAGCAGCACCAACGACUACAGCAGCACCAAUGACUACAGCAGCACCAACAACAAGCACAGCUAAACCAACUACAGCAGCACCAACAACUACAGCAGCACCAACAACUACAGUGGCACCAACAACUACAGCAGCACCAACAACAAGUACAGCUAAACCAAUUACACCAGCACCAACAAGCAGCACAGCUAAACCAACUACAGCAGCACCAACGACAAGUCCAUCCCAACCCACGACAGGGCUCCCCAGCACCACACCUGCUCUGACAACACAGAAUCCCACACUUCUAUCAACCAACCGAUCACGUAAGUCAUUUGUCAGUCACCCUGUCAACACACUUUCAAAUUCAUGCGACCUCCAUUGAGACAAUUUCUACACGGUCAAGUGUAAAGUAUAGUCUUGAAUCUUCAUCCUUUAUUUUUAAAACAUCUUAAAAUGUUAUAGAUCAGGGGUCGGUGAACAGGGGUCGGUGAACAGGGGUCGGUGAACAGGGGUCGGUGAACAGGGGUCGGUGAACAGAGGAGUUGGCGAACAGGGGUAAAAUAUCCUAAAUAGGGUAAAAUUGAAAAUCUCGCUCUGGCCAGUGUGAUAGAUAAUGGCAACCAGCAUGUGGGUUAGAAGUGGCUCGGCAACUGGCAAACCGCAGGUCAUGUCUUGUAGACCUAGAUAUGGGGGGCAUUACGGCCUUUUGGACUCAUCCCCUAAGUUUGUAUUGGUUUGGCGAAAAAUCAAAACAAUAAUCAAUAAUUAAUUAUUUAAAAAAAAUAAAUAAAAAAUACAAAUAAAUUUAAAACUCAAAACAAAAGCAAGAAACAAAUCAGGAUUUUAAUCCUUGAUCUUAUGCUUAGCAAUUAUUUGACAUGUUGUAGAUGUAUACAUUAGAGUCAAUAAAACCCUUUUGAAUAGUUUAUAAUCUUCCCCUUUACAAAUCACGGGAGGGGGGGAGGGGGGGGGGGGAACGUCGGCGUAAAUAAAUAUAGUUUUGGGUAAGGGCUAAAAAGGUCGCGCCCCCCCCCCACACCACACCAGGCCUCUUUUCAAGCUACUCAGUGGACAAAUUCUUUGGUUUGACCAAUCGUAAUGUGUAGUUAUCUCAUCAUUUUAUUGUUGAACUCUCAUACCUCUUGUCAAUCUAAUUGAUUGGUUUGUUUAACACACGUCGCAUGGAAGGGAGACACGCCCACCCAGUUUUUUUUUUUUUAAAUAUAAAUAUUUUUUUAGCUGUAGCUACCUGUAAACUUAUUUUUAGCUGUAGCUACUUGUAAUUUGUUUAAAAUAUAAACUUAUUUUUAGCUGUAGCUACCUGUGAACAAAUUUGUAUCUGUAGCUACCUGUAUAAUUAUUUGUAGCUGUAGCUACCUGUAUAUUUUGUUAAAUCCACAUCCAAUCUUCCCGCCUGCUUGAUUGGUCGGCAACAUGCGGCCCUGAACAGACCGCACGCUAUUUUUUUAAAUAAGGACUAUACACGGCUCCUUCUUUAUGCAGUUGUUCAUUUAUAAUUCAUGCGGCUCUCCAAAUAUUUUCUUAACAGAUGCUACUUAAAAGAGUGGCUUCUGACUCAACAACAACAACAACAAAAACAACAACAACAAAGAAACUAAAGCAAAUAAAACACACCAAAAAAAAAAAAAAAGAUACAAUUUUCGGAGCACUGACCUCUAAGCCAACUAAAAGAAAUCUAGACCUAAACGAGCCAUUGUAGCAAAUGUCUUUAAUGAAGACCAACGUUUUGUGGUAGUUUCCCUUUGCAGGACACAGGCCUGCAGCACGCUUAGUUUGAUGGAGGGUGUGCUGGCAUGUGUGUCAUGGAGAAUGCUCUCCCGUCAAACGAACAACACAUGCUCUAUUCUCUAUGAAAUUUGAUACAUUUAUUUUUAAAAAAAAUUCAGUUUUAUUCUCAGAAGUGAUCAUUUCUAACGGGAGUCAUGCAUUUCAUUUGUUUGGAAACUGCCCUACAUGUCCUAGUGAUGUUUGACGCCUUCACCUUGGCGGUUCAUGUUAAAUGCCGUUUGUCGUUGGUCCCUCUGCAGUGUGCCAGGUUUCGUCUCGCAUCCUGAACGGCGACCGUGUGGUCGACGACUGCAUCUUCUCCGGCAUCGCCAACAUCACAGCGAUGGGGAGUGUCAUCUGCAACGCCGUCUUCACGACCGCCACGGUCAACGGGACGUACAAGUCCACCUUCUUGACGGCGGCCGGCUGCAAGGCGAUCGUCAAAGGUCUGGUCUCCAAUAAUAUGGUGUAAGUCGAAAGUUGUCAUCUGUGGCACAUGUAAAUCAAAUCGAAAAAAAAAGAACACAAAAAGUUUAACCAAAAUACAUAAUUGUAAAUUCUUUUUCAUCUAAAAUGUUGAGGUCAAAAUAAGGGGUUCGGGGUAAUAUUCAAGUAAGUUAUACAUUUUUUUUUGGUUUAAAUCCUCAACUUUAAUGGAACACGUGAUCAAAUCAAAAUGAUUUUAGGUAAAUUUUAUGGACGAAUGCCACUAUUUUAUUGAAUCUCACGAAUGUAUCCCUAAAUCGAUCCCUAUGCCUAACCUGAACCCUAAAUCGAUCCCUAUGCAUAACCUGAACCCUAAAUCGAUCCCUAUGCUUAACCUGAACCCUAAAUCGAUCCCUAUGCCUAACCUGAACCCUAAAUCGAUCCCUAUGCCUAACCUGAACCCUAAAUCGAUCCCUAUGCCUAACCUGAACCCUAAAUCGAUCCCGAUGCCUAACCUUAAUCCUAAAUCGAUCCCUAUGACUAACCUGAACCCUAAAUCGAUCCCUAUGCAUAACCUGAACCCUAAAUCGAUCCCUAUGCCUAACCUGAAUCCUAAAUCGAUCCCUAUGCCUAAUCUGAAUCCUAAAUCGAUCCCUAUGCCUAACCUGAAUCCUAAAUCGAUCCCUAUGCCUAACCUGAACCCUAAAUCGAUCCUUAUGCCUAACCUGAACCCUAAAUCGAUCCCUCAACCUAAGCUAAACCCUUAUUCACUGCAACUAUAAUAAACACACAAAAGGGGCCGUGGCAUCCGUCCUUAAUUUUAGCCUGAUUGUAUUCAAGUAAACAUGAUUAUGUUCGAGUGCCGUGCAGGGCUGACAAGAUCUUGGGAAUUCACUACCUCAUUCAGGACCAAAACUCACUUUUUAAAAAAGAAAAUUCCCAAGAUUUAAAAAAAAGAAAUCAUUUAUUUUCAUGACCUUGGGAAAUCUUGGGAAACAUUUUGACAAAAUCUUGGGAAUUUAAAAAAAAAAAUGAGUGGUAUUCCUGGUGCCGUGAUCAUUUUCAAGUACACGUGCCAUUAGGGUCAUGGCGAGGAAAAGCGGCGCUCCUCAAUCUGUAAGUAAUGUGCCCCCAUGGGUGCACAAGUAAAAGAACUAUUUUGGUGACCCUUGUCUUUGCGAGUACAUUGGAAUUUAUCGUUUAAUUUAAUAUUAAAGUCCUCUUUAAAGAUGAUUUUGGCGCCCUUGAUGUAACCGCCCGGGGUGGGUGCCCCUUCACUCCGUCCCUCCCCUCCCUUUUUGUACUUCACUGCACUUGAUCAUACACGUGAUCCUACACACUUGUUACUGCCCCAAUCCAAUAAUAGCAUCCUAGUAAGAAGAACACCAGAACGUCAUCUUUCACAACUGUUUUUGUUAUUGAUAAAAAAUCUCAUUUAUAAUAUCGGAAUGAAACUCUUAUUUCAGCCCUGAUAUUCAGAUUGGUGUUCAAAGAUACCCAGUAGUCUCGCCAAUUUUUAACUUGUAUGACGGUAAGUGAACUCAUUCACCGAGCACGUUUAAAUGAUGAUAAAAUCAAUCAAUCUAAAAAUAAAUGAGCUUCUACAGAUUAAAUAAAAAUUUAUUAAUUAAUGAAAUGUUUAAGAUUUUGAAGAUCAAAUACAUAAAUACAAAAUAUGUAAUUAUAUAUAAAAGAUUGUUACCAAACUAAAUUAUAUGUUUUAUAUUUAUUUGGUGAAAAUUAGACAAACUCCAACUUUGUUAACGGGACAAAUCGCGCAUUGUAUUUCUCAGUUUCUUUAUAUAAAAGAGUGGAAAGGCCUGACCGAUCUGAUUGGUUAGAAUAGAUCAAAUGUACCUCUGGAAUGGCAGAAACCCAAGUAGAUCUUCAGCGCUGAAGAGAAAAAAGAAUCUAAAGCUUUCAAUAAACUGAUCUCAUUUACUCCAUGACAUCCUUUACAGGUGCCAAUGACGUCUCAUUCAUUGACCUAAAUCCCAGCUACUCCUACUUGGCUGCUUACCUCGGCCCGUGCCAGGAAAUGGCAUGCCCCUAUAAUGAGGUCACCAUGGCAGGCCAGGUCAACUUCGGGGACUGCAAGGUCGUCAGCUGGGGAAGGUCAAAUUCAUGUAAGUUGCUAACGCAUUUUAAAAACAUUAAAACCAAUAUUUAGACCGAUGUUAAACAAAGCACAUCUCUGGGUCAGUAGCAGACACAAUUUUCAACACAUUUUAAAAACACACUACUCACAAAAUUGUUAAACACAUAUGUCAGGAUUAAAGGAGCUAUUGGAAGUAGGGCUUCUGUAGUUCAAUCCAGACAGUUAACCAACAACAUCUUUGCUAAGACCACACAAACGUUUUAACGCAUUGCGUUAAAUAAUGGUUAAGCAGGAAAUACUCCCAACAUACUAAUCAUAAUUGGAUUAUGUUCAAACUUGACAUCCGAUAAGAUGUAAGGAUAUUGGCCAACCUUGACACUUGACACGAACCAUCCUUUGGUCAGGAGCUAUAUGACCAGGCCAAAUAUAGUGGCCAACUCAUUUAUAUACCGCGCAUGUAUACACUCCGUUGCCAUGUUGCUGUUGUUGCUGUUGUUGUUGUGCAUCCUUCGCAUGUGAAGAUGACCAAGGCUGUAUGACACGAUGAGUCCACAGGUGGCCUGGCAGUCCUAUUUGUGUCAGGAAAGCUUUCCGCACGUGGGGCACACGUAGUUUUGGGAUUUGAGUCGACUUUGUUUUUUCUUGCCGUAGGCUUUCUUUGGGCGUGAGCAGUGCGCUUAUACUCUGAGGGUUUCGCCCCGGCAGUGAGUGUGACACGCCAGCUUGCACGGCCCAUAGCCAGUCGUGUCUCCCACGGAUCAAGGCCAAUUUCCAUGGAUUUAAGGGAAGCUUUUAGACAGUCCUUGGAGCGUUUUUUAUCUGCCCACCUAAUGAGCGUUUCCCGCGAGCCGAACCAUAGUCGUUUGGGAAGUGUGCCCUAGAGAGGAUGCAAAAUGGCAAGUGGACAAAAGGGGCACUGAACCAGUGGACAGUGGCGAAAACCGAGGCUUCACGAAAAACAACUCUGAAAACCCUAACCCAUUUCUCGGUAACAGAAAGGGGUUGACGGAACAUCUUGGUACGGGCAUGGGGGCAGACUGCGCCAAAGCCAGACGUGUUUGCGCUCACAUGUCUCGACCUAGCAAGUCCAACACCUGAGCUUGGUCACUGAGAUGCGGACGGAUCUAAGUUUUACUUAAUCAGGCUAAGACAACGUCAGGGAGGCGAACUGUUGGCAUCGCACACUGGUCCCAGAAACGGUGGUGUCUUCGUGCCCCACACUUGGCGAGCCCUACGUUAGUCAAAUGUUGUAUGGGUACUGCUAAGAAGAUGGGGCUUGUUGAUGGUGUGUUAUUUGGGGCAAGGAAGAGCGAGACGACCCCUCCUCCCCCACCCCAAGCCGUAUGAAUUAGUAUUAAUACACAAUUUGCCCGUCAUGUUUGAGAUGCAGUUGUCUAAAAAAAAAUGAUAAGUAUAUAAAAACACUUCUAUUUCAGCAAUCCAAAGAUUUGAUGGAUUAUUCGAAACGUCUGUCACCAUCUCCUUCACUGGGUGCUCUACCAUACCCAAGAGUUCCACUAAUCCCACCGACUACUGCUUCAGAACCGUCAGUGGCAAGAACUUGUUGUGUGAUGUAAGUGCAUUGGGCAAGCCUGUGUCGGUGUGUGUGUGUGUGUGCCUAUGUCAGUGUGUGUGGGUGUUAGCGCGUGUGUCAGUUUGUGUGUGUCAGUGUGUGCCCGUGUGGGUCUGUGGUUCAAUCGCCCUUUUGUAUAAUCACGUGUGUCAGAGAUAUGGUGCAAAUAUCCACUGCCAAAACGUGAGAGAGUGUGUCACUGUGUGUGUGUGUCUGUGAGGAUCUGCCUGUGUGCUUCGUGCCAACUUCGCAUGAUGAGUUCGUGUGAGUGUGUUGGUCUAUUAUCUCUCAGAGAGGAAUUCAAACGUUCUUGUGCUUUGUAUUCUAGAAUUUUAAAUUUAAAAAAAUUUUUAAAAAAUUCUCCAUUGUAUCUUAUGCACUGUGAAAGGACAUGAAACCGUCAAAACUUGCCUUCGACAGGGAGACGCGGGUGCCCCAGUCUACUGCAGGGCGCCAAGCAACGGGGAGUGGAUUCUCUUUGGAGUGGCUCAGCUGGGACAGAACUGCAACACGAAGUCCGAGUUUCGCGUGCUGCCUUAUCCCGGGUAGUCGCCGGGGCGACACGCGUGUUGAGAUGACACUCGGCGUGUCGAAGGGGAGGACUACCUCGAAUUCAAGUUAGACAACUCGCCCAAAGAGCGUAUCUUUUAGCAAAAGACUAACCUUCUGUGUCCAAUAUUUUAUAAUUUGUAUCAUUAACAAAAAUACCUAAAAAUUCAGGUGUAUAAAUAUUAGGAAUAAACAAAAGAUUAACAUCUCUUUGGAAUAUGAUUCUGUUGCACUGCAUCGGUCAAGGUCAUUAAUCCAAUAACUAGACAAUCUUAAUUUAAACAAGGUAAGCCCCGGCUGGUUGGUGCACUGCCGGGCGUUCCUGUAUUUUUUCACUAAGAAAUCUUAGGCAAACUCCCAGACUUUUCCACCUGGACUUGACCUCUUGAGUUAUGUGCCUUUAUUUUCUGUUUUUUUUUAAAAAAAUGGGGGG